UUAACGGAGGCUGGACAUCGUGGGCAGACUGGUCCUCCUGUUCGCCGGACUGCCGGCAGCACAGGCAGCGUAAAUGCACCAACCCUUCUCCGGCCAACGGAGGCAAGUUCUGUCGGGGCGAGGACUUCAGCACUCAGAACUGCACCGGCUCCAUGUGCAGAGAUGUUGCGUACUGGCCGCCGGGCAAGGAGUUACUUCUAUACAUCGGUCUCGGUGCGUCUGCUCUUGUGUUUAUCGUCGUCGUCAUCCUGAUCGUCUGCUGCCUGCGACGCAAGGCGCGCGGCGACAUGGAUGAGGAACAUUACACGAACGGCGUGAAGGUUCCGAAGACGAACGGCUACACUCCGGCAUGUUCCGCCGUUCUCUCCUACGAGCCGGACCUCACGAAGAACACGCUGGGUGUUGUUCCUCCGCGUAAGAACAACGCCGGCAGCGACUACAACUACAACGAGAAACCCAAGGAACCGCCGCUCAACGGAAUCCUCAAGAACAGGGAUGCGGAGAGGUGA
Molecule: messenger RNA, 509 nt
Organism: Priapulus caudatus
Lineage: Eukaryota; Metazoa; Priapulida; Priapulimorpha; Priapulimorphida; Priapulidae
Product: netrin receptor UNC5A-like
Source: RefSeq, a predicted model, not a curated record